GCUUUUUUUCGUGAAAAUGGUCGCCUUCCGAAGAUUACCGACAACCCAGCAACCCACUCGCGAAGAAUCUUGGGCAGGAGGAAGUCGCCAUUUUGGGUGUUUGAGCCAGGGUGGAAAUUAGUGAAUCUAUAGCAUUUUUGAAUUUGGUCAUUUCUACAGGAACUUACCACCAUCCGGUGGAGGUCAAAAAAGACUGGGAUCUUGGCUUUUAUCUCACGGUGUCGGUUGAUUUGGUAAUCGACCAUGCCGCUGAUAAAGAGAUCGGUCGAUCCGAUCGAGCUGAGUCGUGGAAAGUUAGAAGACGGGCUAAAGAGUGAACUGGAAGCCGUGUCCGUAAACACGUUAUGUGGGAUAAUGCGACAACUGAGCAGCAUUUCUAAACACGCGGAAGAUCUUUUCGGCGAGCUUUGUGCCGAAACAAACAAUGUCUUCCAAAGAACGAACUCUCUUCAUGAAAGAAUUCAGAAUUUGUCCAUGAAGGUGACACAACUGGACUCGAAUGUGGAAGAAAUUUCUUUACAAGAUAUAAACUUGCGGAAAGCCUUCAAGUGCACCAUUGUAACAGAUCAGCAGGUUUUGGCCAGUAGUACUCUUCCCUCAGCAAUGAAGGAGAGAUACAGCACUUGUGAUAAACCACCUAGGCUUCAGGAUAUGAACUCUUACAGAGAUGACAAUAAAGAUGCUCUUAAGUUCUACACUGAUCCUACAUACUUCUUUGAGCUGUGGUGUGAAGAGAUGAGGAAAGAAACAGAGAAGAAGAAGAAAAAAAGACGAGCGGGCCGGAUGAGGGCUGGUACAAGGGAGAAGAGGCCAGUCAAGGCUGUGAAGAAGAAACAGUACUGUGCUCAAGGCGAGGAAUUUAAAACUGCUGGCAACAUAUCUUCACCUGCUGCUAUUACAGAAGAAAGUCACCAUGCAGAGAGACGUCCCACCAAUCAUUACUCUAAACAACUGAAUGGUGGCAUCCCUGAUGGUACGCCUCCCAAUCAUGUUAUAAGUCCUGAUGCUGGAACAGGAAAAUCAGGUUCUCCAGCCUUGAGGAGGCAGUCUAGACGAUACACUGGCCAAAAUAUUAAUAAGCCAAAUGUAGCACCACCACCCCCUCCAGUCCCUUCAUUAGGAAAAAUGUCAUCUCCUCCUCAAGCUCAUGAUGAUGCCAUGACAUCACCUGCGGGGAACAUGGUCCCACCACCACCACCAUUGCCAGGGGCUCCUGCUCCCCCUCCCCCUCCACCCCCACCUCCCUUACCUGGUCAGGGUGGGAUGCCAUCUCUAAAGCAGGCCCCUUCGGACCCCUCCGUUGGGCCGCAACCAACAGUCUCACCAAUUUCAGAGUCAACUUCAGAGUCAAGCAUAAGUGUUCAAAGUGGAGAGACACCCCUUCCCCCUCAGAAACAAGUUGAUGCUAGAAGUGACUUGUUGUCUGCCAUCAGAAGGGGCAUGGAGCUUAGAAAGGUCCAAGUGCAAGAGGCCAAGAAUGAGCAGCGCAAUGAUACAAAUGGCUUUAUGGAUGUGGCAACCAUUUUGGCUCGUCGUAUUGCGGUAGAGUAUUCAUCUAGUGAAGAUGAAAGUGAGACUGGCUCUGAAUGGUCUGAUGGUGAAGAUGAGUAAAUGUUUUGUCCUGACUUCAUCUUCUGACCACUUUAGAAUAAAACUGGACAAUCCAUGGACAUUUAUAGAUUGUGGGGUCUUAUUAAAGCAAAUCCAGCAAUAGUUUUGUACAGAUGCAUGAAAUCUGGAGUAAUAUUAUCUAGUGCUGCAAUUAUUUGAUGGUUUCAUGGGUUUUGUAUAACUUUUUUACAAAAAACAUACAUCCAAAGCAAUGUACAAAUUAAAGUACGCCAUACUUUUUCAGUAAUAAUUUGUUAUAAAAUUGAGAAAAAAAGUUAGUGAUAAUAGUCAUAGAGGUUAUGGAUGGUGACAAGAAAUUAUUGUUCUGUUGUCUAAAUUUGUCAUUAUAUGAAGAAGUCUUGAUGUGCUGUUAAGAAAUUAUGUGUGCGUAUGCAGUUGAACUUUACAGAGCAGCCUUCAAGCUGAAGCAUGCACAUGCAGUAUGGUUGUCUGUGGAAGUUUAAUUGUAUUUGAUAGAGCUAUAUUGUUGGUUGAGGCAGUGACAGUUUUGUUAUUAAUAUAAAGAUCAAAAUUAAUGUUGCCUUUCAAAAAGACAGUUUCUUUGAAUAUUGACAUUAAUUUUAUGUUUUCAGAAUGUAACAUACUAGAACAAUGAGCAUACUGGUCACCUGUUGUGACAUAUUCUAGAUACAACAAGUGCAAAAUGGUCAAUAAAAUGUAAUGGUUUCUUUUUAAACCGCUCUCUGUAUUAAAUAGAUGCAUUGAAACUCCACUUCACAUCCGAAAUGGAAAAUUUAUUUUAGGGUUUAUUAUCUCUCAUAUGUCCAUGUCACAAGAAUUAAGGCAGUCACCAUUUACAUUCUGUAAAACAAAUUGUCUUGCAAUCAAAGAAAUUUGACGAAAGCAAAACCAAAUGAAUGUUAGCCGGUAAGGAUAAUUUGGACACCAACAUUUAAGUAAUGCAAAAUGGAGCCUUCAAAUGCCUGGUAGCCUAUGUAUAAGAAAAGGUAAUGAUUUUGGGACGUUGAUAAGUACCGGUAAUUUGAUUGACCAGUGUAUUUCCACAAGUAGUAGGAGUGGUUUUCAAUAAUGAGUGUCAUAAAACCAAAACCAUUGUAAUCGCAAUAGCCAAUCACAGGGGACUCGGACAAUCCAGAGAACCAAUCAACAUCCAAAACUAAUAGAUGGUUUUGGUUUAUUUCCAAUUGGAUUAGAAAGAGGUGUGAGUUUUGUGAACCAAUCAUUAUGCACAGUAAUGCAAAACUAAAUCAAAUGUGAAUUAGUUUGGACACUCAGUUGAAAACUGCUUAGCAGAGUCGCUGAAUGACUGAUGCAGAUGAACUGGUUAAAGGUUUAAAAUUCUGCAUUAUAUUAAAAUCAAACAAUCUCAUCAGGUAGACCUGCUCAGUAUCCUGUUGUUUCCUGUUAAAAAAAAUGGUGACAAUUUUUUUGCAUUGUCAUCCAGAAACAACUUAAUAAAUUUGAUAAAGGUAAAUGGGUGGUACUGGGGUGAAGGGGUCGGGGUGGGAGAAGUUUUUUGGGAGAGGGCUCCUGAGUCUUAGUCUUUUCUACUGUAGACUUGCCCUCCCCUCUUCUUACCCUCCUCUUUUUCUUUUACCUUGUUAGGGGUGUUUGAUUGGUUAUAAGAAGUUUUAUUUCACUAUAUUUCAACCUUUCAGCAUUGCAUUUUAACAUUCUAAACAGGGCUACUAAUACUAGAUCUUGUGUUGAACAGGUAAAGUCACAGAGAAAUAAAAGCAUAUGUAUAUUGUAAUAAUAGUAAAGAGAAGGGAAAUAGUUUCAACAAAAUGACAUUAUUAUCAACAUUUUUCAUGUACCAUAAUUGCAAAUAUGUUCUGUAAAAACUAUUUUUGUAUUCCACUAUGUUUGGUACGUAAGUUCACAUGUUUUGUAAAAAUGAACAGGGCGAUUGACAAAAAAUUUGUUUGCUUUCAGUUGGGAAACAAGUGCAGUUUUUGCAAAUCUUAGUUGAAACACUUCUGAAGUUGUGAAUCUUUAUUGUCCCAUAAUAAAAAUAACAAGAACUGAAAAGGGCUAUGAAAGAUGUCACAUGAUCAUGGCACCAUCAGUUGCUUAGCAACUAUGAGACAAAAACUGCAGGCUCAGUUUGGUCUCGGAAACUGGAAUUUGCUGUCAACUAGUACUUGUUUUCUCAACUGUAUGAGCUAGAGAAUCAAAAACUAAAAAUAGCAUUGCCAAGAAACCUGUUGAAAAGCAUGGAAUGAGGUUUUCACCCAUUAGUAUAAGAUUCUCUUGUGUAGAUUUGAUUUUCAGUCAUUUCAUGAUGGUGAUUUUCAUCUUUGAAGGCUAAGAAUGCAGGUGCAUGGUGGGCUGAAAAUCAAGCCUAUGUUACAUUGUUAUCACUAAAUGCUGAAAAUAAAUAAAACUAGCACAGUUAUUCAA
Molecule: messenger RNA, 3996 nt
Organism: Orbicella faveolata
Lineage: Eukaryota; Metazoa; Cnidaria; Anthozoa; Scleractinia; Merulinidae
Product: actin-binding protein WASF3-like
Biological process (GO): actin cytoskeleton organization; positive regulation of Arp2/3 complex-mediated actin nucleation
Cellular component (GO): SCAR complex; cytoskeleton
Molecular function (GO): protein kinase A regulatory subunit binding; Arp2/3 complex binding; actin binding
Source: RefSeq, a predicted model, not a curated record